Molecule: messenger RNA, 2429 nt
Organism: Didymodactylos carnosus
Lineage: Eukaryota; Metazoa; Rotifera; Eurotatoria; Philodinida; Philodinidae
Source: the annotation of a GenBank genome assembly
GUACUUCUAGGAGGUUGUAGAGAAUUUGACGGGCUAUCAGAAUCUCUAUUUACUUUGUCAAAACGAAUAAUUUAUAGUGAUAACAUAUGGAAAAUACCGAGUCUAGUUAUUUUUGGCCAGAGGGAUAUAUGGCACCAUCAGAGAAAAGCAGCUUUUUUCAUCGAAAUUGUAGCUAUAUUUGCAGAUUUUACAUAAUUAGAAUCUACAGGCUUCAGACUUUUUAUUACUGGAAAAAUAUUUUGCUUUGACUUAGAAGUGUACACGAAAAAAAUAACUUUUCAAAAAUAAAUCGGCCUUUAGAAACACUUCUAGCAUGUAAUGAAAAAAACGCAAGAAAUUUCGCAGGUCCAAUUUAACGAAAAACUAUACUGAAAUGUUUCUGGUCAUGAUUUAUGCUGAAUGUGGUUUUAUGUUGUUUUUCUCCUGAUCUCAGACAUAGGAUCUCCAAAAACUCCGUUGGUUUUUUAGGUAAAAUCUGACUGUCGCACUUCAGAAGCAUUUUUAUUGAACACUAAUGUAAUAUUUGGAAUCAGCGCAUAAAACUGCAUCGAAUGAUGUACAAUUUGUUAGUUUUACAACAAAAAGUCAGGGUAAGGGUUCCCUUCAGGGGUUUUUCAUCGGCAAAAACUUUUUUUCGAAUUUGACUUUUCUUAAUAUUUGACACAUAAUAAGACAAUAUCAUGCGAAAAUAAUCAUCUUCUAACUCAAAAGAAAAACAGAUGUCCACCUGCUCUAUGGAAAAGUGCCCACUAUGACAGGCGCAGAAUACAUCGAAUUAUUUAUAUAGCAAAGUUUGCUGAACUAACGGAUCAGCUCCCGUACAGCUAUAAAACUUCUACUUUUUGGUUUAAUGAAAAAACUGAACUUUUCAGCUGCCUCGUUGCACAAAUUUUAUAACUGUACGAGAGCUGAUCCGUCAGUCCAGCAAAUUUUGCUAUAUAAAUAAUUCAAUAUGUUCUGCAAUCUGACAGUAUUAGCAUGUGUUCUAUUGAAAGCUCAUGAUGUCCUUCUACUGGAGCGGCUUCUGGGGUUUCAUCCAAGAAGGGUCUAUAAAAAUAAGAGAACAUCAGAUUUAUGAUCAGCAUCAGCAUAAUAAAGUAUGAUUCGAGGAAAAAGUGAUCGACAACUUGGCUGGGAUAGUCAGAGAUAAUCGGAUAUUGUAAUUUUCUUCAUAAAACUUUUUCAACUUAACGAGAAAGUCCAAUGCGCGUAGUUCAAUAUGAAGAGUUAUCUCGUCACAAACUCGGUGUGAUUAAUGAAAAAAAAAUGUGAACAUUGUCAAAUUAUCUGCGAAAAAUCAUAAGAUUGCUCUAGAAAUUCUACUUCAAAUUGUCUAUUUCGCGUUAGACUCGAGGCAAGCAUGCAUUAAUAUCUAUGCACAAAAUUAAGCAAGGAUAGGUGCCCUUAAUAGACUUUUGUUCUUCUAGGGAACAGAUGAUCCAAAAUGGAGUGACAUUGUAACAGCCAGGGUUGAAAACACAAAUCCACAUUAUCAUCCACUAAAUCAUCAAGUUGAAGUGUUUUCAGAUAAACCGUUUUGGACAAACGAUUCAAAACUAAAAGAUUAUGUUUGGGAAAAUUUUGAUUAUAAACGUCAUCCUCCACGACAACAAGAAGAUAUUCCAUUAAUUCUAACCGAAGAUAUUAACGAAAAGUCACCACCUGAUCGUCCAAAAUGGAAUACGGUAUCUAAAACACGUUCUGUGAAUACCGUUUAUAAUCCAAAAGUUCCACCAGCUAACAUACAAGAACGAACAAGUGUUGAUUAUUUAUCAUCAAGACGUUCAAGCAAAGUAUUACCACCACCUCAUACCCAUCGCAAACGAAUAUUUCCAGAAUUUGACAUUCCAUUAGAAACACCAAGAUCUCGACGACCUAUACACGAAGAAUGGUUGGAACAACAAAAUAAAUCCAGAUUAACAACAAGAACAGACAUGCGUCCAAUAACAAAUGAAUCUUAUCGUGAAUUUAAUGGUUCAAUGAAAUCUAAUACUCCACGAGAGUUAUACACGAUGCGUUCAUCAUCACGAAAUAGUCAAACGAAUCUUAGCGUCAUAAGUGGUACAUUGUUAGAUUCAAGUGUACACACAAAUAGAGCUACUGAACUGAGAUUAUCAAGAGAUAUGGAUGAAGCUCACUGCCACUUACAUACGCCACAUGAAUCGAUGCCUAUAGAAAUUCGAGGCUUCAAGCUUGAGGGUACACGAUUAACCGUACCGGAUGACGCUACAAUUCGUCCAUUAUCAAAUGUUAGUUAUCGAGGUUCUGAACGUGUUAAAAGUCGUCGAAUUUAUCCAUGGAAUCAUAUGAAUCCACCUACAAGUAGUAGAAAUAGUUCUCUAGUGCCAAUAGCUGAAUUUCAAAGACCAUCGUUAGAUAUGACUAAUGACUCACGUCGUGAAGAAAAUAUUAUACGAGAAGAUGUUUGA